This is a messenger RNA of Olea europaea var. sylvestris, 813 nucleotides long. RefSeq lists its product as uncharacterized. The coding region runs from base 1 to 813 and encodes 270 amino acids. The transcript has a single exon. The record is from RefSeq and is a predicted model, not a curated record. Lineage: Eukaryota; Viridiplantae; Streptophyta; Magnoliopsida; Lamiales; Oleaceae.
AUGGCCCCAAAAAGAGAAGUUUCCUCAUCAAGAAAGUCUGAUCAGAAAAGGCCGCAUGAGUCCAGUCUGAGGCAAGAUGUACCUCCGGUCAAGCCAAGGCAGGACCCCUCUUCAACCUCCUUUACCCAUUUGAACAACUUGAGAUCCAACAUUCUGAUGGAAAUCAAAGAUUCGAAGGAACUGAAGUGGCCUCCCAAAUUGCGGUCUCCACCCGAUACUCGUGACAAGAGCAAGUAUUGUGAUUUCCAUAGAAAUCAUGGACAUACAAUGGAAGAUUGUUUCGCCUUGAAGAGGAAGAUUGAAGCUCUUCUAGAAUGGGGAUUUUUGGGCUCUUAUGUUAGCAAUGACAAGCACCCAAGGAAUAAUCAGAACAGAGACAAGUGCCCAGAGGGUUGGGGAAACAAGCAGCCAACUGUAGGUAUUAUCAAUAUCAUUGUCGAAGGAAUAGCCUUGGGGGGGAUUCAAGUAGCGGGCGUAAACAAUAUGCCAGGCAGCCUCCAAUCAUCUCGAAAUCAAAUAUCGGAUCUACAGAGGACAUCAUUUUUUGGAACGAGGGACUUGGAAGGCAUAGCAUUCCCUCACAAUGAUGCUCUGGUCAUAUCGGUCAUCAUCGCCAACUUUGAAGUUAAGAGAAUUCUGGUAGACAAUGGAAGUGCGGCUAAUGUACUAUCUCAUGAAACCUUUGUUCAAAUGGGGAUCUCAUCGGAACAGCUCAAGCCAAUCAAAAUGCCUCUCCAAGGGUUUGGAGGUGGGGUCAUCACCCCAGAAGGUAUUGUCGGGUUACCUUUAACAUUGGGAAAAGAAGGUAAAUAG